GUACGACCACGAGGGCACCGGCCAGGCGAAGGUGGAGAGGGUGCCCGACCUCGUGGUCUCCCUGGGCAGGGACAUCGGGCUCGGCCGCCGGGUCGCGGAGCAGCUCAGCGGCGAUGGGGGCGUGGACCUCGUCUCCUUCGAGGCCGUCGUGCAGCAGCUGAGGAGGGUCGAGGAGGAAGCGAUGGACGGGACGACGGAGAGCAGGAGGAGGAGUCCACGACGCCCCUCACGCUGCUGAAGCGGCUGCACGCCUACCGGAAGAAGUGCGAGGCCAACGGCGAGUACGUGGAGGCGCAGCGGGCGAGGCGCAAGUACGAGGAGCUCCGCGCGAAGGAGGAGGAGCGCCAGCGGAGGCUCGUGGACCAGGCGCAGCAGCACGAGAUGAACGAGGUGGAGCAGGCCCAGAAGCAGCAGUUCCUCGGCUUCUCCGCGGCCUGGGACAAGUACAUGGCGGACUACGAGUCCACGGCGUACAUGAGCCUGGAGAGGCUGAAGGAGCAGCACGGGAAGGAGUUCGCCGCUUUCCAGGAGAAGCUGCGGUCCCAGAUCCCAAAGUCCAAGGCCUCCCGGGAGCUGCUCGAGCUGCGCAGGAAGCAGGAGGCGCUGGCCAAGAUGGGCAAGUACGAGGAGGCCUUCAAGAUCAAGGAGGACGCCGAUCAGCUCGAGGAGUGGGAGCUGGCGCGGCAGGCGUCGCAGGUGGGCGAGAGUGCCCGGCGCCAGGAGCAGCGCCUCCGCCAGCAGCAGUCCAAGGCCCUCGCGGCGCUCCUGAAGCGCAUCCAGCGGGACCGCGGCGAGCAGAUCCGGCACCGGCAGAUGGACUCCCAGCGGCUGAUCCAGAGGAACAAGAACCUCAAGGUGGACCUGGCGAAGAAGCAGCACCUGGAGUUCCAGCGCGCGGAGGCGGCCAUCAAGUCGAUCAUGGCGCAGCCGGAGCACGCCCAGAAGCUGCUGGACGAGAACGACCCGGCCUUCGUCGCACGGAGCGCCGCGAUGGGCGAGCUCCCCGCCCUGGGGAAGAUCAAGUGGCGCGGCCCGUGCCUCCCAGAGAACUACAGGCCGCCCGGCGGCAUCUCCAAGGGCAACUUCAAGGGCACGGGAGCCGUGCAGACCGUCGCGAUCGCCCAGAUGAGCGCCAGCGGGAACGACAACUUCGCCUGACGGCCUGCGUUCUCGCAUGUGUACUGGCGCCGCUGCCCCUGACCUGCCGGCGCUCGCGCCCGCCGCCUGUGACGUCUGCUGGUAUCACUGUCUCUCUGUGGGGCGUCCCUCCCUGACGUUCCCCCUCACCUCUGGCGGGGCGCGCCAGCUGGCGAGCGCUGGAGGCGGCGAACACCGCCGCAGCCAGCCGCGCGCAGCGCGGGGAGUUUCCCUCGGGACUCCUUUCCCGUGGUGCCGGAGGUCCCUCGUCACCAGCGCUAGCGGCGCGCCCGCGACGGGCCUGAGACGUGGCCCGAGACCGCGGAACCAGAGAGAGAGCGAGAGCGAGGAAAA
Messenger RNA from Prorocentrum cordatum, 1491 nucleotides. The record is from the annotation of a GenBank genome assembly. Lineage: Eukaryota; Dinophyceae; Prorocentrales; Prorocentraceae.